Abrus precatorius (Indian licorice) is the source of this 2364-nucleotide messenger RNA. RefSeq names its product putative receptor protein kinase ZmPK1. Gene Ontology annotation, molecular function: ATP binding; protein serine/threonine kinase activity. The record is from RefSeq and is a predicted model, not a curated record. Bases 1 to 2364 code for a protein of 787 amino acids. NCBI's taxonomy places the organism in Eukaryota, Viridiplantae, Streptophyta, Magnoliopsida, Fabales, Fabaceae. Gene Ontology annotation, biological process: protein phosphorylation; recognition of pollen. The transcript has a single exon.
AUGGCCUUCUCAAUGCCACUCUUCCUUCUAACACUCUUCUUCUCUUUCCAAUCUUCAUCAUCAUCACUCACGAAGGGUUCUUCCCUCUCAGUGGAGAACCCCCAAGACUUCAUCAUCUCCCCAAACGGCGUCUUCUCCGCUGGCUUUAUUUCCGUCGGCGAAAAUGCUUAUUCCUUCGCCAUAUGGUUCACUGAACCGCAUUUCCACACCCCCAACACCGUGGCGUGGAUGGCGAACCGUAACCAACCCGUGAAUGGAAAGUGCUCGAAGCUUUCCCUCUUACACACAGGUAACUUAGUCUUGCUUGAUGCUGCUUUUAACAGCGCUUGGUCUUCAAACACCGCUUCAUUAGCCCCACUAGAGUUGCAUCUCAAAGAUGAUGGCAAUCUCGUGUUACGUGACUUGCAAGGAACCGUUUUAUGGCAAAGUUUUGAUUUUCCAACUGAUACACUUCUUCCAGGUCAACCCCUUACUAGGUACACACAACUUGUGUCUUCAAGAAGCCAAAGUAACUAUUCCUUUGGUUUCUAUAAGUUUUUCUUCGACGAUAGCAACGUUCUUUCUCUUCAGUACGAUGGUCCUGAUGUUUCAAGUAGUUAUUGGCCCAAACCUUGGUUACUAAGUUGGGAUGUUGGAAGGUCUUAUUUCAAUAGUAGUAGAAUUGCGGUGUUGGAUUCUCUUGGGCGUUUCAAUUCAUCGGAUAAUUUCACUUUUAUGACAUCUGAUUAUGGCACGGUGUUACAAAGAAGGUUGAAAUUGGAUUGUGAUGGUAAUGUUAGGGUGUAUAGUAGAAAUAAUGUGUUAGAAAAAUGGUAUGUUUCGUGGCAAGCGAUUUCUAGUGGUUGUGUAGUUCAUGGGAUUUGUGGGGCUAAUAGUACUUGUGAUUAUGAUCCUAAGAAUGGGAGAAAAUGUUCGUGUCUUCCGGGGUAUAGAUUGAAGAAUCGCAGUGAUUGGUCUUAUGGGUGUGAACCCAUGUUUGAUCUUAGUUGCAAUAGAGAUGAGACUACUUUCUUAGAGAUGAGGGGUGUUGAGCUUUAUGGUUAUGAUAAUCAUUAUGUUGAAGUUAGUAACUAUAGUACUUGUGAAAAAUUAUGCUUACAAGAUUGUACUUGUAAGGGGUUUCAGCAUUCAUAUGGAGAGAAAAAAGGGUUUUAUAGGUGCUAUACCAAAACACAAUUACUCAAUGGACGGCGCACACCGAUGUUCAGUGGAACAACGUAUUUGAAAUUGCCUAAGGGUAACAACUUCUCUCAUAAAGAAUCUGCCACUGACGCUGUGUAUGACCAUGUUUGUUCAGUUCAACUACAAAGAGUUUAUACCAAAGUGCAUGCAAGUCAUUUUGUGAAGGCUUUUCUGUGGUUUGCAACCACACUUGGAAGUCUUGAAAUGGUUUGUAUUUUUGUUGUUUGGUGUUUUCUAAUUAGGACCAGCCAAAAGUCUAGUGUAGAUCAACAAGGGUAUCAUCUUACAGCAACAGGAUUCAGAAAAUUUAGCUACUCUGAGCUGAAAAAGGCAACAAAAGGGUUCAGUGAAGAGAUUGGAAGAGGUGGAGGUGGGGUUGUGUACAAAGGUCUAUUGUCAGAUCAAAGACAUGCAGCAGUGAAGAUGCUUUAUAAUGCUAAACAAGGAGAAGGGGAGUUUCUUGCUGAAGUGGGCAUCAUUGGAAGGCUUAACCAUAUGAACUUAAUUGAAAUGUGGGGAUACUGUGCUGAGGGUAAGCACAGGUUAUUGGUAUAUGAGUAUAUGGAAAAUGGUUCUUUGGCUGAAAACCUCUCAUCUAAUACUCUUGAUUGGAGCAAGAGAUAUGAAAUCGCUCUUGGUAUGGCAAGAGUUCUCUCAUAUCUACAUGAGCAAUGCUUGGAAUGGAUUUUACAUUGUGAUAUAAAGCCACAAAACGUACUCCUAGAUUCAAACUAUCAACCCAAGUUAGCAGAUUUUGGAUUGUCUAAGCUUCUCAACAGAAAUAACCUCAACAAUCCAAGCAUCUCUAUGAUCAGAGGAACAAGAGGUUAUAUGGCACCUGAGUGGGUUCUUAACUUGCCUAUCACAUCCAAGGUAGAUGUUUAUAGCUAUGGAAUUGUUGUUUUGCAAAUGAUAACGGGAAAAAGCCCAACAAGUAUCCAAACUGUUGAUGGAGAAGAAACUUAUAACGGGAGGCUAGUUGCAUGGGUGAGAGAGAAAAGGAGCAAUGUGUCUUGGGUGGAGGAAAUUAUUGAACCUGCAAUUGGGUCAAAUUAUGAUAAAAAUAAGAUGGAAAUUUUGACUAGAGUGGCUUUGGAGUGUGUAGUAGAAGACAAAGAUUUAAGGCCCCCCAUGAGCCAAGUGGUUGAGAUGCUUCAAUGUCAUGCAAGUGAUCCUAAUUAA